AUGGCUGUUAUUCCUAGAUUUUCUGUUUUCGACCGGGAUGGCUUCUUGGGUGGUAUACCUUCGAUGUGGGUUUUGUUUGGAAUCAGUUUCGCUCUGAUUCCAACCUACUACCUCUUCCUCAUAAUCUACAAUCUCUACUUCCACCCACUGGCAAACUACCCUGGCCCAAAAUCCAUGGCGGCAACACGCAUCCCCUACAUGCGCAACACAAUAAGCGGCCGAUACGCGCAAAGAUUGAAAAGUCUCCACGACCAAUACGGCGACGUCGUCCGCAUCGCGCCCGACGAACUCUCCUUCAUCGACAGCGACGCAUGGAAGGUAGUUUACGGCACACGCACCGGUCACGGUCAGAAGCAAAAAGACUACCGAUUCUACCCACCCACCGCCGCAAACAGUGCCAGCAUCAUCCAAUCCAAUGAUCAAGACCACUCGCGCUUCCGCCGUCUCCUUUCACACGCUUUCUCCGAUAGUUCUCUGCGCAGUCAGGAACCUAUUAUAAAAGGCUAUGUCGAUCUUCUCAUCCAGCGUCUGCGCGAGAAUUCGACACCGACAGAGGAGGACAAGGGCAAUGGCAAUGGCCAAGCCAAGCCGCUGGAUCUAGUAGCUUGGUAUAAUUUCGCAACCUUCGAUAUAAUCGGCGACCUAGCCUUCGGCGAACCAUUCGACUGUUUAAAGAACUCAGAUUACCACGUCUGGGUACAAAUGAUCUUUUCCGGCAUCAAGUUCGGCGCAUACGCGAAUAUAUCGCGCCGACUCCCGGGCUCAAAAUACCUCGUCAAACUGAUCACGCCGAAGCGCGUCUUCGCGCAAAAGCAGUUUCAUAAUCAACUAAGUCGGGAAAAAGUCGCCAGCAGACUCGAAAAAUCAAAUGACCGGCCAGACUUCUUUGCGAAUAUUCUCAAGCAUAAUGGGACGGAGAAGGGGUUCAGUGUUGAUGAGAUGGUUUCGAAUGGGAGUACGUUGAUUAUUGCCGGUUCCGAGACUACUGCGACCUUGCUCUCUGGCGUUACAUAUUUGCUGUUGAAGAAUCCGCGGGUUUUGGCGAAGUUACAGGAGGAAAUUCGGUCUGCAUUUACCUCGGAUGAGGAGAUUGGAUUUGAUUCUUGCAAUAAGUUGGUUUAUUGUCUUGCUGUUUUGACUGAGGCUUUGAGGCUUUAUCCGCCUGUUCCCACUGGUCUUCCGCGCAUUGUUGAUGCUCAGGGUGAUAUGAUUGAGGGUCAUUGGGUUCCUGGAGGGACCAUUGUCUCAGUCUCGCACCUCGCUGCAUACCACUCCGAACGAAACUUUACGGACGCAGAGCAAUUCGUUCCUGAGCGCCAUCUCGAUGAUCCUCGUUAUGUGAAUGACAGAAGAUCAGUUAUGCAGCCCUUUAGCUUUGGGCCUCGCAACUGCAUUGGACGGAACCUUGCAUACGUUGAAAUGCGCAUUAUCCUCGCUCGCAUGAUUUUCAACUUCGAUAUGGAACUGGACCCGACGAGCAAUGACUGGAUGAACCAGGAUGCCUUUAUUCUGUGGGAGAAGCCGGGGUUGAUGGUUAAGCUUACCCCUCGAACUUGA
Penicillium waksmanii is the source of this 1557-nucleotide messenger RNA. Its product is annotated as cytochrome P450. Gene Ontology annotation, molecular function: oxidoreductase activity, acting on paired donors, with incorporation or reduction of molecular oxygen; iron ion binding; heme binding. Lineage: Eukaryota; Fungi; Ascomycota; Eurotiomycetes; Eurotiales; Aspergillaceae. Bases 1 to 1557 code for a protein of 518 amino acids. The transcript is spliced from 4 exons. The record is from RefSeq and is a predicted model, not a curated record.